AUGAAGCCCAUCAUCGGCGUCCCCAUCGUGGUAACCCUCCUCUACCGCGCCUAUUCUCGGAAAUCCCUCACACCUCUAGGCCUCGUCGCUGCAGGUUUAACGGCCACCGCCCAUGCCGCUCACCCAUGGGCUACUCCAGUUGCGUUAUUGGCAGUGUUUUACUUAGCUGGCACGAAAGCUACUAAGGUCAAGCACGACAUCAAAGCCCGUUUAACGCUUUCAGCGACCGGUACAGAUGGCGGUGAGGGUCAACGUACUCAUAUCCAGGUAUUGGCGAACUCGAUCGUGGCCACGGUGUUGAUCCUACUACACACGCGUCUACUUGCCAUCGGAUCAAGCGGGGAACCUUCUUGCUUCUCGCGCGGUCGAGAUGCCGGUGGUUUAUUGGUCGUUGGAAUUGUGGCUAACUAUGCCGCCGUCUCCGCCGAUACCUUCUCCUCUGAACUCGGGAUUCUCUCCAAAUCCAAACCACGCCUCAUCACAUCUCCUACGCUCCGCGUGGUCCCACCGGGAACAAACGGCGGUGUAACUGCCGCAGGUCUCCUGGCGGGCGUCGCCGGGGCGUUUUUGGUUGCUCUAACCUCUGCGGCGUUGAUGCCGUUUUGCUCUGACAACGAGGGAGGAUUUGACUGGAAGGCACGCGGCCAAUGGAUUCUGGCCAUGACAAUCUGGGGCGGUCUGGGCAGUGUCCUGGAUAGUGUGCUUGGUGGAUUACUGCAGGCCAGUGUGGUAGAUAAACGAUCCGGCAAGAUCGUCGAAGGCACAGGGGGUAACAAGGUCCUGAUCCAUCCCUCGUCCACUAGACCCGAAGGUGCAGCGGAGGCAUCUGGAAUAUCCCGCGACUCACUGCAUCUACGCAACACCGAGGCUAUUGCCAAUGCGGCUGCGCUGAAAGGAACCAAGGCUACAGGUACAUCGGUGGGCACGAAGCCUGGUUCAGUGGAUGACCCAAGCCAUGAAAGCCGUCGAAUCGAGAGUGGAAGUGAUUUGUUGGAUAACAAUGCCGUGAAUGUUCUAAUGGCGGCGACCAUGAGCUUCGGAGCUAUGGGCAUUGCGAGCUGGUUGUGGGAGAUACCUAUGAGCGGAAUUAUUGGUGUUUGA
Aspergillus wentii DTO 134E9 is the source of this 1101-nucleotide messenger RNA. RefSeq names its product DUF92 domain-containing protein. The coding region runs from base 1 to 1101 and encodes 366 amino acids. The record is from RefSeq and is a predicted model, not a curated record. Lineage: Eukaryota; Fungi; Ascomycota; Eurotiomycetes; Eurotiales; Aspergillaceae. The transcript is spliced from 3 exons. Gene Ontology annotation, cellular component: membrane.